Epinephelus moara (kelp grouper) is the source of this 6391-nucleotide messenger RNA. Its product is annotated as signal-induced proliferation-associated protein 1. The record is from RefSeq and is a predicted model, not a curated record. Gene Ontology annotation, biological process: activation of GTPase activity; regulation of small GTPase mediated signal transduction; establishment of epithelial cell polarity. The transcript is spliced from 16 exons. NCBI's taxonomy places the organism in Eukaryota, Metazoa, Chordata, Actinopteri, Perciformes, Serranidae. Gene Ontology annotation, molecular function: GTPase activator activity. Bases 1147 to 4932 code for a protein of 1261 amino acids. Gene Ontology annotation, cellular component: plasma membrane; cytoplasm; Golgi apparatus.
CAGCCAAAGCUGUGCACGUUAACAAUCAGAGUACAAGCAGCUGUAUUGAAUGCUUUGGAAAAAAAGAGCUUCCCGUUGCUGUUUAUUGUCUCAAGCCUUUAUAAUAUCCUUAAGUUCUUUUUUAUUGCCACUCAGUCAGUCCUGCUAUUAUGAAAUGAUCCAUUUAUGAUCAUAUUAGGGUUUGGUUUAAGCCGUACUGAUAUAAGCUCGUAAGACUUUUCAGCCUGAAAUAUCCUGGGAAAACAUUAAGCUGGUUAUCAAUAAUUUAUGUGGGUUUUUUCCUGGGUAGCUUUUUUUUUGUAUCAAAAGGUAGUUGUUUAAAUAACAAAGCUUCACUGCUUCUGUGUUGGGAGGAUGUACAGUGACAUUUAAAUUGGCAGGCUAAAAUUUACUGAGCAUACAACAAUGGGUUCCCAAAUAAAUUGAAACUUGAGGGGGGCAGGGACAGAACACUUCAGUUCCUCUUCACUUUGUAUUUCUAUGCAAGGUAUAUCCCACACUUCUCUAUAGCGGUAACACAGACAGAAGACAGUUUCUUUUCAACGGUAGGUCACCAUCAAAGUGAUGGUCAUAUGUAUUUCAAAGUGUGGACUAGUGAAGAUUUACUGAGGACGUUGCAUAUCAGUAAUGGUGGCGAGUGGAGCAGACCAAAAGGGAAGCAGCAGGCACUGAAGAGUGCAGACGACUGGACGCCAUGUUAGAGGGGUUGAUAGAGACAGAGCCUCUCCUGCACAGAGGACUCGAGCUCCAGUGAUGAUCCUCUCAUCCUUACUCCGCAGAAAGGAGCACCAUCCAAACACACAUCUGCACACCUGGACAGACCCCUGCAGCGAGACACAGCUGCAUAUUCUCCUCAGUCUUCUUCAUUUACACUUAAGAACUUGUUGACUUGUGGUAACAGAGUGUGGCACCUCACAGACACAUCUAUGAGAGCCCAAGGGUUGAUAAAGUUCAAACACCUUAAGUGGUGUGAAUGAGGACUGUAUUUGUUGCUUUCACUCAGAGGAGUUUAUCAUCUUUGCACACAGAGCUCUCGUUUCACACCAGCAUCAUAGAGACCAGGACAGAAAUUUAACAGGGAGAGCAGAAAGCUCUGGACCAGAGUGGAGAAAAGAUUAUUGGACUGGAGUCAGUUUCUCAGGCACCAUGCAGUCAGAUGACCUCUUCAUCCGCAAGUUUCGCCGUCAGAACAUGCGGCCGCCUAUUGCCACCGUCAACUUUGACCCUAAACGGGAAGCAGGUGUGGUGGAGUGGCCGCCAAGGAGGGAGGCUGAUGGAGCUGAUGGAGACAGCCUCACUCCCAGCCGUGUGGGGCUGACGCUGAGGUCGGUGGGCCGGGGCCACAUCAUGCAGAGAAGUAACAGCGAUGUAACCUUAGGAGACUUGGACUCCUCCGGGAAGGCAGGGGGGAAAGCAGUCCGGGCAGUUGGUGAGAAGGUGGGUGCGGGGGCUCAGGGGGAUGGGGGUGUGCUGCUACACAGGGAAUAUGGCAGCCUGUCCUCGCUGGAGAGACAGACUCAAGCCCAGGAGCCGAGCACAGACGACCAGGGGCCCCUGAGUCCAAAUGCCCUCCGCUUCAAAGACCCUUUCCUACUUUUAGGACUUCAGGGCAACCCUCCAGAGCCUGAUGGAUUCUUUCGGGGUUUGUCUGUUUCUGUAGGAGACUCCCCAAAACCUGCAAAGCCGCCGAAGCCUGAAGGUCUAAGUAAGAAAACCAAACCCCCUCAGAUCCCUCAACCAGGUCCAUAUGAUAACAUCGGGGGCGGGGCCUGGGUGAGGAACUUUGCCCAUUACGAUGUUCAGAGCAUCCUGUUUGACCUCACCGAGGCGGCCACAAACAGGGACAGCAUUGGACGGAAAAAGAAUAUCACCUCAGGGGCUUCAGCCGCCUCCCAGCUUCGCCCCCUCUCCCAAGCCUCCCCGUCCUCACCAGCACAGGGCAGUGGAGGUAACGGCGGGAAUGCGGAUGAGGCCGAGCAGUCGCUGCUGGACGAAGGUGACGGCAACGAUAACGAGCUCCUUCUCAGCUGCCCCCACUUCCGCAAUGAGACAGGGGGAGAGGAGCAGGUGGGUCUCGGUCGAUCCCAGGGGAGGCGGGGACUCUGGUCAAGCCUGCGAACACCCAAUGAUGCAGUGUCAGUCCUGGAGGAGCCCAGAGAGAGUAACGUCCAACAGCAGGGCAAGAGCAACUACUUUAUAGAGCAUGCAGAUCUGGGAGCCCAUUACUAUCGCAAAUAUUUCUACAUGAAAGAACACCAGAAUUUCUUCGGCAUGGACGAUCGCCUCGGUCCAGUGGCCAUCAGUUUCCGUCGAGAGGAGAAGGAAGGAUCCAGCGGAGCUCAGUACAAUUACAGAAUCAUCUUUCGCACCACAGAGAUGAAGACGCUGCGAGGUUCCAUCUUGGAGGAGUCCGUGCCUUCUGCCGCUCGUCACACGACCCCUAGGGGCUUGUCUCCCAAGAGGCUGCUGGAGUUCAUCAUGCCUGAGCUGAACCUGCACUGCCUCCGCUUGGCCUCAAACUCCCCCAAGGUCCGAGACACCCUGCUGAAGCUGGACGAGCAGGGGCUGAAUUUCCAGCGAAAGGUUGGGGUGAUGUACUGCCGGGCCGGGCAGAGCUCAGAGGAAGACAUGUACAACAACGAGAGCUCGGGGCCGGCGUUUGAGGAGUUCCUGGACCUGCUCGGGGAGCGUGUGCGGCUGAAGGGCUGGGAGAAAUAUCGAGCCCAGCUGGACAACAAGACGGACUCAACAGGGACGCACUCCCUCUACACGCGCUACCAGGACUAUGAGAUUAUGUUUCAUGUGUCCACCAUGCUGCCAUACACAGCCAACAACACACAACAGCUGCUGAGGAAGCGACACAUCGGUAACGACAUCGUGACGAUCGUGUUCCAGGAGCCAGGCGCCCUGCCCUUCACUCCAAAGUCCAUCCGCUCCCAUUUCCAGCAUGUCUUCAUCAUCGUUCAGGUCCAUGAGCCCUGCACUGACAACACCUAUUACAGGGUGGCUGUGACACGCUCUAAAGACAUGCCAUUAUUUGGCCCACUGUUCCCCAAGGGCGCCCGAUUCCCUCGCUCGCCUGCCUUUAGAGACUUCCUCCUGGCGAAGGCAGUGAAUGCUGAAAACGCUGCAGAGAAGUCAGAGAAGUUUCGCUCCAUGGCCACCCGCACACGACAGGAAUACCUGAAGGACCUGGCUGAAAACUAUGUGACCACCACGCCCAUCGACUCCUCCACCAAGUUCCCCCUGCUCUCUCUGGGAGGCAAGCGCAAAGACAAGCUGAAGGGCGCCAAAGGGGCUGAGCUGCACAGUGCAGGGGCGCUGGUGUGGGCUGUGGUGGUCAACAGUGGAGAUGAUGGGGAGGUGGGAGAGCACAGGCUCCCCUGUCUGCUCGGGGUGUCGGCCGAGUCGGUGGUGCUCAUUGAGAGGUGCACACGCAGGGUGGUGUUUAACUGCUCCUGUCGAGAUGUCAUCGGCUGGAAGGCAGUGACAGAGACUAAGGAGGGGGGGCCCUGUUUGGAUAUCUUCUAUGAGCGUGGGGAGUCGGUGUCAAUCAGUGUGAUGGAGAGCCAGGCGGAGGAUAUCCGAGAGGUGGUGCAGAGGCUAGAGCUGGUGACGCGGGGCUGUGAGGCUCUAGAGGUCACCCCCCUGAGAGAUGGAGUCGGGCAGCCCGGCUUCCUCAUGAACGAGGAGGGCUUUGUGACGGAGCUGCAGCGGUUCUGUUACGCCGAGAGUGGAGGCCUGCAGCUGUGGGCUCGUGUAGUGCGGCUGUGCGGACACUCGCUUGUUCACCUGAGCCCUGAGGAGAGGACCAGGCUGCUCCGCACUGCGCACAAGAUCCACAUCACUGUCAUCCCGCCGGAUGAGAACGGCAAGCCUCGCAGAAGUUUCUCCGAGCUGUACCAGAAAGCCAUCAAGGACGUGGAGUGCAAACCCGGCGAGGAUCAGUCUGGAGAGGCCUGGGUGCUGGAUGAGAGGGAAGAAGAAGAGGAGCAGGAGGAGCAGCCGGAGGAAGCGAAGGAGGACAAGCUGAAGGCGGGUGGGGUUAAUGAAGCGGACAUAACGGAGGUGCAGGUGGAGGCCGAGGAGGGCGAAGGGCAGUCGUGUGAUAAAGGGCAAAGCGAGAGAAGUCACGGCUCGCUCCUCACGCCGCCCAGCUUACCGUUGUUACGGGCCACUUCACUGCAGGACCAACCAGCCAAUCAGAACCAGGAGAGCAGCGGCUCGCAGCUCACACGCAGCUGCUCUUUGGAGAGACAGCCGUCCUACAGGGACACGUGUGAUGGGCACGUGUACGACAACGUGGGGCUGAAGGGGGAACGCCACAUCUACGAGAACAUCGGCGAGCUGAGAGACGCCACACCUGAUCUGAUCCUGGCUGUCAAACCCAAGGUUCCCCUGGAGGACGAACAGUUCAUGGGUGCCGAGUUUGGCGAUGACAAAGCUUCGGUGAGUGACUCGUCUUCCCGGUUGUCAUGUGUAGACCGAGCUGAAAGAAAUUCACGAGCCCUCAGUCUUCAUAACUCCAUCACCAAGAUUCUCUCAGAGACGACCGAUUCGACUGAGGAGGAGUGGCAGUCCAUCGCUGACCUGGCCACAGCCUGCCGCAGCAUCCUGGAGGCUUUGUCACGAGAGGACCGUAAAGCUGGAGACCCUUCCCAAGCAGGAGGUGACCAGACAGACGGCAAGCUAAAAGACUCAAAGGAGAGUGACUCUCCAGGCCACCUAGAAGAGAAGGUGUCGCAGCUGGAGUCCAUGCUGAAGAGGCUGCAGGAUGACCUGCAAAAGGAGAAGGAGGACAAGGCGGUGCUGCAGGCCGAGGUGCAGAGCCUCAGGCAGAACAACCAGCGGCUGCAGGAGGAGUCGCAGAGCACAGUGGCUCGCCUCAUCAAAGUCACCGAGCUGCUGUGCAACGUCAACAAGCCCUGUUAGCUCCGCUGCUGCACGCACGAAACACACAAAUCGGUGGUUAGAUGCAAAUCGUACAGCGUGCUCGUACGCUCAGUAUACUCAUUCUGUUUAUACAUAUUUGCAAAAGGCAGACACACACACACACACACACACACACACAUGCAUCCUCUUCAGUCUGUGUGUUACCACAGUCUCAAUCCUGAAUCCUGGACCUGCCUGCUGGUGAGGGAGUAUGCAAAUCAACUCAUUAAAAAAAAAAAAAAAGAAAGAAAGAAAUGACAUUUCCAACAUCCCAUGACCUUCACAGACUGACCAGUGUGCAGCUCUCAGGCUGCUGUGUGGGUACGCUGUGCCAGAGUGCUUCUCUUGGUGUGUAUGAUACAGUAUGUGCGUGGACGUGUGCCUCGUGUGUGUGUGUGUGUGUGUGUGUGUGUGUGUGUGUGUGUGUGUGCAUCUCUUACUGUACCUUGCUUCAAAUACUUGACAAGCUGGGCUGAAUAGCACUUGCAUAAAAAGUGGCAAUUAAGACUGAGAGACACUGUAUAGCAUGUUUGGUGGUGUCUUAUCCGAAAUGACCAAAAGUGUAUAUAUAUAUCACCAAUAAUAUAUGUGAACAGUAGUAUUGCUAUCCUCUCUGCCAGACGUGUAGUUGCGAUGUCUGAGUGUGGCUCCGCCCCGGCGCUGAUAGUGUGGAAGGCAAGGAAAAAAAAAAAAAAAAGGGAACAUGACAAUGACAAGCCUGUAGGCAGCCUUCUACUUCAAAAGAUGUAAUGAUGCUAGCUGACUGGCCUCAGAGCAAGGCCUGUUAUGUAAGGACAUCAUUCUCUGCCCUCUUCACUUCUCAGAAGUACUGUAUUUAAGACACUGGAGUUUUUAGGGUGAGACUAUUUAAAAGAAAAAAAGAAACCCAUACAUAAAAAGGACGUACAGUAAACUGGAAAAAAAAACUGAGCAUGCUUGUUCCUCCCGGAAGUGUGUAUGAAAACAGUAUUAAAGGGAUACUGAAAAGGGUUAUACCUCUCCUGAAGACGCAGACAAUGGCAGGAAAAGAACUGCUUCAGCUUCCUUCCAUGAUUGCCUGUAGCUGUUUUCUUCUAACCUCACUAUUGUAGCAGCCAUACUGUAGAAGAUCUCCUCCUGCUGGCCUGAACCACAAAAUGCCAAAAGGCAGCUUUUUUUCUUUCAGCUGGCAAAAUAGCUUUAGGUGUCAGAGUUAAAACACCUUGAACUAAUAGUGAAAUACAGAAUAUUGUAUUUAAAUAUGUUUUGUGUUUGGCGGAUGUCUACAGUGACCAUUUUUGGGUAAUUGUUUACUAUGGCUUACGAGUGGUAGCGGUAAGGACAAUAGGUGAAAUCUUACCAUUCCACCCUGAUGUGUGUUUGUGUGUGUUUCUGUGUCGUUCUUGCACUUUCUUUUUUUGUAAAAUCAGCACUGGACAGGGCACAUACUGUACUUUAUUUAGCCCAGGUUACGUCUCAC